Messenger RNA from Entrophospora sp. SA101, 414 nucleotides. Lineage: Eukaryota; Fungi; Glomeromycota; Glomeromycetes; Entrophosporales; Entrophosporaceae. The record is from the annotation of a GenBank genome assembly.
AUGACAAAACAAACAUUUUUGGAUGCGAUAGCUAUUGGAAAUGUAUUUCCAUCAUCUUUAGUAAUGUUUUCAACAUUUAUUGGAUAUAAAGGAGGCUAUGUCUAUGGUGGUGUUGGUUAUGGAUUUUUAGGAGUUGUAUUGAUUACUAUUGGAAUAUUCACUCCAUGCAGAGUUGUUGGUAUUAUAGCAGUGACAGCUUUCGAUCUGCUUAAAGCUUCAAUAACAACCUCGGCUAGUUUGGUACUAUACCUGCCGGGACUGAAAGAGAUUUGUUUUGAUGUAGGUUCUGCUAAAAGUUCUGGAUCUGACAUUGUCACUUUAAGGAAGAAGAGGCGGAGAGGAGGAUGUAAUGAGGAAUUGAAAUUAUUACUCGAUCUAGAACCAAGUCCAAAUUCAGUUACUGCAAUUUAUUGA